AUGACGCUGUCAUAGCUUAAAAUAUGAUUUAAACGAAUAAACACCUAAAAUUAAAAAUGUAGUUGACUAAAAAAAGCUUAUCAGCGCAAAAUAGGAAAAACAAAAGCAUGAACUGUUAAAAUGGAGUUUGGUAUGACCCAAGAGGAAAGUUACACCGAUCGCAGGAAACUGUUCAAGAACAUAUGGGAUACGGCUAUGACAUUAGAAGACAAAGAUGCCAACGAGGUCGUUAGCAAGCCUAAAGUUAUCAAAACAUUGCGUCUUGAUGAGGUAGAUCGCUGUCUCGUGGGCAAGAAAAAAAAACAACGUCUUAAAAAUCUACGUGCUGUGUGCAAUAAAUUACUGGACUUUUGCGAUCGGCAAGAUGCUGAUGAUUUAUUUUAUGAACAGAUGGUUGCGGAAGGCAAGAAAGAUCCUUCACAGCAGCCUGACCCUAACACCGUCGUGAAAAAACCGAAAGCCAAGCCAAAAAGAAAGGUUAUAAAAGCAAAAAGUGUUUUUUAUCGGGUAACCCAUCCGCCAGCGCCUAAAGCAACUACUUCAGAGCGCCAAGAUUUCAGUGGAAACAAAAAUAUUUUAUCAUACAAUAAUUUUGAGAACAACGAUGUACAGCGCUGUAAAGAUAUACGGGGGAAUAAGCAGGGGACAUUUCCUACCUACAUAUUGCCAGGUGAAGCAAGAUACAAGUACGUUACAAUAAACAGACCGAUUCCUAAACCUAAACCAUCAAAGAAAUUACUACCAAUGCAUACAAUAAAUAUAAGGUGAAAAAAUAUUGAGUUUUAUUUUAAGAUUAUCAUAAUGUCGUGUUUUUAACUUAAGCAAAGAUGAUGAUAUUUCUGUUGACAUUACUUGUUUUUGUUGUUAUAUGUAUCACAAAAUAUAGCUACGUCUAUGUAUAACAAGUUGUAUGCAGAUCCAAACACUGCUGUCUAUUAAAUAAUAUUGUUUUUGGAAAAUAAUCUUUUAUACAUAAUUUAAUAUACGUAGGGUGAGUCCAUAGCAUAAGUUUUAUACAUUUUAACUUAAAAUCUAUGAUUGUCGCCAAAACAAACAAACAUUGCACAUGAGCGUGAUGGCGUGCUACUACAAUGUACGUGACGAAUAAUAAUGAAUAGUUAUCAUUAUUGAUGGUACAUCUUGGUGGAUACCGCUCCAUACGAAAAUUUUAAGAAGUUUACCAGAAAAGCUAUGUAUUAUUAGAUGCAGAAUAUACAGCUAUUCUAAAGAGAGAAAAGAUAAGAUUUUCUGGUUAAUGUAAUGUCACUUAUAUUGUUUUAACAGCAAGAAGGACUUGGGAAAGUAAAAUAAUGUAUGUUGUACAAUAAUGCAAUAAUUAUUGAAAAUUGUUGUUUCUCUCUGCAAAUCCUUAUUUUGCUAGUCUUGCUAAUGAAAAAAGAUAAAGCAAAAGCGCGGCAAAUUAAAAAAAAUAAAUAGUAUGGU
Pieris brassicae (large cabbage white) is the source of this 1443-nucleotide messenger RNA. RefSeq lists its product as uncharacterized. The record is from RefSeq and is a predicted model, not a curated record. NCBI's taxonomy places the organism in Eukaryota, Metazoa, Arthropoda, Insecta, Lepidoptera, Pieridae. The coding region runs from base 121 to 768 and encodes 215 amino acids. The transcript is spliced from 4 exons.